AUGUCAGAGAAAUUACCUUAGAUUCAUAAAGUUAAUAAAAGUGAUAUUCAAAGUCCAUUUCGUUAUCCUUCUGAUGAAGAAGUGUUUUUGUUUAGAGAAUAAGAUCGUAAAAAGUAAGAAGCUUAAAACAAUGGAGAUAUGCAUAUUUGGGACAAGAAAACUGCUACAAAUAGAACUUAGUUAAAGCAUUUCAAAGUAUAAUUGUUUUAUUACUUUUAGUCAUAUGAAACUUAAAUUGAUGAUAAAUUUAAAUCGAAAACUGCUUAUAAUGAUAAAGAUAAGAAAAUAAUAAAUGAGGCAUUAUAAAUCAUCUAAGAAAGAAAGAAAUAAAGAGCUAAAGGUGUGUCAAAGGAACCUAUUGUGACACUCUUAGAAUAGAAGAAGGAAAUGUUUUUAGUAUCAAAAGCUCAUGGAAUAAUUGAAGAAGAGAUUGAUAAAUUAAAAUUAAUGUCAAAAGAUAAGAAGGAAGCUUUGGAAUAGAGUUUGAAAAUGUUAGAAACUGAUAAUGAGAAUUUCUAAAAGUAUUUGGAUACAAAUAAAUAAUAAAAAUUAGAUGCAGAAUAGAAAGCAGAUUAAGAAGUAAAAGAAAAGAAAGCCAAAGAAUCUGAGAUCAAAUCAAUAAAUAUAAAAAUAACAAGUUUAAGAGCAGAGAAAACAAGGAAUGAAGAAGCUGUUAAUAAUUAUAUGGAUCAUAAGAAAUUUUUAGAUAAAUUAGCUCCAAAAGAAUGGCAUGAUGCAAAAGAGAAGAAGCGUUAAUAAUUAGUAAAUAGAUUAAAAGAAGAAUUAAUUAAAAGUAAAGGGCUAACUGAAAAAUAAUUUUAAUAAAUGGUAGAUAAUAAAAAGCUGUAAUAAAAUACAAAUUGAUAUUUAUUAGAGAUGAAUUAGAAGAAUUUGAAGAUGAAUAUGAAAUGUAUUUUAAAUAACCAUCAUAAUUGGUUGAGAUAUUUAAUGAUUUAGAAGAAAGAAAUUUAUUUUUAAUUUAAACUACUUAAGAUGCAGAAUAAAAUUUAGAAGAAUUGAAAACUAAAUUUAAUAAAAUAAAAAAGUCUCUUGAUGAUAAAGUAUUUACAUUACAAUAAAAUAAAGAAUAAUUAAAAAAAAACUAUGAAGUAAUUUAUAUAAUCUAUAUUUAGAAUGUAUGUUAAUAAAUUAAAACAUUAUAAUUGAAAGGGACAGAAAAGAAUGCUAAAAAAGAUCAUAAAGAAUUAAGAAAAUAAAUAAUUGAAGUUUGUGAAAACUUUCCUAAUGAAAUUUAAGGGGUUCAUGAUUUAUAAAAUAAAGAAACAUUGGAUAUCUUGGUUUAGAUAGAAUUACAUUUAGAAAGACAGUUGAAAUAGAUUCGAUCAUUUAGACCAGAUAGAGUUGAAAAUUUUGUAAGAAUUUUGAAUAAUAAAUAUAGAGAUAAGAAUGUGAAAGGGAUUGGAAGGUUAAAUAAAGGGAUUCAAAUAACUUAAAGUUAAAAUAAGAAGAGGAGAGAAGAAUCAAAGCAAAUCAAGAAAAGAUUAUGUAACCCAGUAAAAAAAAAACUGGAAGAUAACCAAUGUUUAGAUCAAAACCAUUUGAUAGAGUAAUAGUCUAGUAAGAGGAGAGUGUUAAUAAUGAGGAAUUGGAAGAUUAAAAAUACUUCAUGGAAUGA
This is a messenger RNA of Paramecium pentaurelia, 1636 nucleotides long. The record is from the annotation of a GenBank genome assembly. Lineage: Eukaryota; Ciliophora; Oligohymenophorea; Peniculida; Parameciidae.